AUGUCGAGCCCUGCAAAAAAGAGAAAACUGAAUUCGGAUGGGAAGCAGAAAGCCCCGCCCGCCAAGGGCCUGGAAUACUUCUUUGCGAAGCAAAAGCAGAAUGCCUCUGCAUCCAAACCCUCGUCGAACGCAGGGCUUGUCGACCAACCAUCCAAUGUUGAUGACUCCUUGACAGACGAAGAACUAGCUAGGAAACUCCAGGCCGAGUGGGAUGCGGAGGUUAGACACGGAUCUUGUUCUCAUUCUAGUUCUAGUUCAGCACCACCUCAAUCCGGAGACCGAAAUGUUGAUGCCGAUAUGCCUACGACGAUCCCCACCCCCACUCCACAGCCACCAACCAUCCCUCCGUCGCCAGUUGGAUUGCAGACGACAAAAGGGCCAAGUACAUUGUCACUUUCGUCAGUCACCGCGUCCGGGGAUCAGACUACGGCAUCUAUCCCGCUGGAUGAAACACCGCUCACUUUUGAUCCGUCGAAGUACUUGCCUCAUUUGCAGCAAUCUUGGGCUUCCGAUGGGGGCAACGCUUCGUACGCCUUGUUGACGCGUUGUUUUGCCCUUGUAAAUGGAACACAAAGCCGAAUCAAGAUUGUCGACACUCUUGUCAACUGCAUUCGUCUGCUGAUCGAAGGGGAUGACCAGAGCCUCCUCCCGGCUGUUUGGUUAGCCACCAAUGCCAUAUCACCGCCAUACAUCUCCAUGGAGCUUGGUCUCGGCGGUUCGGCUAUCUCCAAGGCUUUGAAGCAAGCCUGUGGACUCGACAAUAGAGCUCUCAAGGCUUUGUAUAACAAGGUCGGCGACCCUGGUGACGUAGCCUUUGAGGCGAAAAAGAAACAGAGCUUUACCUUGCGCAAACCGAAGCCGCUCACCGUGAAGGGCGUGUUUGGUUCUUUGGUCAAGAUUUCCAAAGCCCAAGGACAAGGGAGUGGGGAUGCUAAGCAGAGAAUUGUGGAUAGACUGUUGCAGGAUGCCCGGGGAGGCGAGGAGAGUCGAUACAUUGUGCGAACGUUGUGCCAACAUCUCCGUAUUGGUGCGGUGAAGACAACGAUGCUUAUUGCCUUGUCAAGAGCGUUCUUGUUGUCGAAACCCCCGGGCGCAGAUUUCGCAACGCGAGAUCCGCAGGAGUUGGCCAAGCUCAAGAAGGAAGACCUAGCUGAGGUAUGGGCAAGGGGGGAGGAGCUUGUCAAGGCUUCAUAUGCCCGGCAUCCCGAUUACAACGACCUCAUUCCCACUUUACUGGAAACGGGGAUAUCCGAAGAACUGCUUGUCCGCUGUGGGCUCACAAUACACAUCCCACUGCGGCCUAUGUUGGGAAGCAUCACCCGCGACCUGUCCGAGAUGCUGAUCAAACUUCAAGACCGCGAAUUCGCCUGUGAGUACAAAUAUGACGGUCAACGAGCACAGGUACACUGCGAUUCCAAUGGGAAGGUGUCCAUUUUCUCGCGGCACCUGGAACUCAUGACUGACAAGUACCCGGAUCUUGUUGCUCUUGUCCCGAAAAUUCGCGGCGACGGGGUUGAGAGUUUCAUUCUUGAAGGCGAAGUGGUGGCUGUCGAUCGUGCAACUGGCGAUCUGAAAAACUUCCAAACGCUCACCAACCGGGCUCGAAAGGACGUUGCGAUUGGAGCCGUCACGAUAGAUGUGUGUUUAUUUGCCUUCGACCUGAUGUAUCUCAACGGACAGUCCCUCCUUGAACAGCCAUUUCGAAGGAGGCGAGAUUUGCUCCGCUCACUUUUUGUGGAGAUACCGCAUCAUUUCACCUGGGUCAAGAGCCUCGACGCCACCUCUCAGGACUCGGAGCGGGUAUUGGAGUUCUUCAAAUCCGCUUUGGAGACCAAAUGUGAGGGUAUUAUGGUUAAAAUUCUCGACAAUCUCCCUCAGCAGAAUGACCGCGACCUCGAUACACCCGAACGAGCCACGGAACCAACAACUAGGAGAGAUCACAAGGCAAAGGAAGCCAAAUCAACAGGCAUAGACACGGCACCACCUAAACCCUCACGCCGCAAGCCCCUCCUGGCAACGUACGAACCCGACAAGCGUCUCGAUUCUUGGCUGAAAGUGAAAAAGGACUACUCUGCAACAUCCGAGACACUCGACCUCAUCCCGAUCGCGGCAUGGCACGGACAGGGGCGCAAAGCGCGGUGGUGGUCGCCUAUCUUGCUGGCAGUGCGAAAUGAUGAAACGGGGUGUCUUGAAGCCGUGUGUAAAUGCAUGUCAGGAUUUACAGACGCGUUUUAUAAAGCGAAUCGGGCGUUUUAUGAUGAUGGCACUGGGAAUGGAGAUGAACAGGAGCUUCCGGACGCAGCUGACACCGAAGAUGGGGAGGAAGGGCAGGAUGAAGACGGGCCUGGAACAAGCAAAAAUACGCAUGCUAAAAAGCCCAGUUUCGUCGAGUACGCCGGUGGGGUUCCCGAUGUGUGGUUUGAGCCUCAGGAGGUUUGGGAGGUCGCGUUUGCGGAUAUCACGGUGAGUCCGACGUACAUAGCGGCGAUUGGAUUGGCACGGGAGGAUCGUGGAUUGAGUCUGCGGUUUCCGCGGUUUUUGCGGAAGCGAGAAGAUAAGGGUGUGGAAGAGGCUAGUACAAGCGCAUUCUUGGCGGAAUUAUGGAGGAAGCAGGAGGCAAAGGCACCGGCUCGAGACGACAGGGUACCGGAAGGGGACGAUUUACGGGAGGAAGAUGACGCUUUGGAGUAG
Dichotomopilus funicola is the source of this 2691-nucleotide messenger RNA. RefSeq lists its product as uncharacterized. Lineage: Eukaryota; Fungi; Ascomycota; Sordariomycetes; Sordariales; Chaetomiaceae. Gene Ontology annotation, cellular component: nucleus. Bases 1 to 2691 code for a protein of 896 amino acids. The record is from RefSeq and is a predicted model, not a curated record. Gene Ontology annotation, biological process: DNA recombination; lagging strand elongation; DNA biosynthetic process. Gene Ontology annotation, molecular function: DNA binding; DNA ligase (ATP) activity; ATP binding. The transcript is spliced from 2 exons.